UAUAUCAAGAUAUUGUUUGCUGUUUGGUCUUUCAUUAUCGGAAUGAUAGGUGCAUACUGCAUACUCAGUCCUGAUUCACUGGUUCCUAAUUUAUUAUUGAUGUAUACAAGAGAAAAGAAGGUAUUAAAAGAUUAUGAUGAAUUAGCUAUGAUGAAGAUAGUUUGUACUGUUUGUGGUGAAAGAAAUUGUCCUAGACAUAGACCUGAACUCAAUAUAUUGGCCUUUCAACCCUGGACUAAUUUAGUAAUAAAUAAAAAGGUUGAUGAAGCUUUGGAGGAGUUUUUAAAUAUUGUUUUGAAAGAAUUUGUGUAUACAUGGUACAAAGAUUUAAGCUCUGAUGAAGAAUUUGUUGAUGAAUUAAAAUCGAGUAUCAGAUUUUUAGCUGCAGUUUUAUUCCGUAGAAUUAAAAAGUUGGACAUUCCUAAAUUAGUAACAGAGAAAAUAAUCAAAGCUGCAUUACAACAUUUAGAUUGCUGUAUACAAGCUCAAAAAAGAGCAUCAGAUAACAAAGACAUACAACAAGCUACUAUUAACUAUCUAGGUUCUAAUGUUCAUUGUUCUAUGUGGAAUAGGAAGGCAGAACUAGAAUAUCUACGUUGUAUGGUAGAAUGUUUAUUUCCUUAUGUUUUAAAACCAGAAGCUUUACAUUCCAAGAGUACGUGUACAUUAGUUAGAGAGAUAUUAGCUAAUUUAGUUUUAUUACCUGCUAUGGAUGCUAUUGCUAACCCUGAUAUGGUGAAUAAUCUGAUUUUAAUAUUUUUAGAUGAGACACCACCUCCUGAAGCAACAGAACCACCAUCAGAAUUAGUUCCAUUUCUUGACAAAUUUUCCAUAAAACAACCCAAAAAACCAAAUUGUUUACGUUUAGAGAUGAAACAUAUAAUGGAUAAAGAACAACCAGUAUUAUUAUAUGCUUUCAUGCAAUUUUUAAAAAAAGAAGCAGCCGUCAAUGUGUUACAGUUUUGUUUAGCUUGUGAUGAUUUUAACAGAAGAUUAUUAAGUCCUGAUCUGUCUCAAAGUGAAUUCCAUGAAUUGCAUGCCAUGGCCAAAGAUUUAUAUAAAAACUUUUGUGAUCCUACAGCUGUUGAUAGAAUAAAAUUUGAUGAAAAAAUAAUAGCUGAGCUUAAAAAUGUUAUUGAUAGUCCCCCAGAACAGAUUAUUAGAUUACAAAAAUCUUUUACAUUAUUUCAAGCAUAUGAACAUGCAUAUGAUUUGUUAGAAAAUACAUUUUUACCAUUAUUUCAUCAGAGUGACGAUGUAAGAACUUUAGUACAUGUUUCUCCGUGGCAGAUAAAGAAAUUUAGUACCAUACUUGGUAAAAAGAAGGAGUUUGGGUUUUCUAAUCUUGGAACUAAAUUAAAAGGAGUUUUUAAAUCAUCUUCAGGUAUAAUUUUAUAUAAUAUGGCAGUAGGUGGUGAAAUAGAUAUUACUACACCACCAGUAACUGUAAAUAUAGAUCGUACUGAUGAGGAAAAUGGUGGUAAACCUAAACACGAUUUAUCAACAUGGAGAGUAACUAUACCAAUGAUUGGUGCUAGACCAGAUCCUGAGAAUAUGAAAAAACAGUAUUUUGUAUUUAUUAUUGAUGUUGCCAGAGUAGAUAUUCCUGAUGGUGAAGGUGAGAGAACUAAUUGGACAGUAGCAAGAAAAUAUGGAGAAUUUUAUGUGUUAGAGCAGAAGUUAACAGAAUUUCAUGGUAAUGGUGAAUUUCCUGAUUGUCAACUUCCACCCAAAAAAUCAUUUGGAACUAAAAAUAAAGAUUUUAUUGAAGGGAAAAAGGAGGUAUUUGAACAAUACCUACAGAAAUUAUUAACUAAACCAUUAUUGAAGGGCAGUGAACUUGUGUAUAGUUUUUUAACCUCUUUAUCAGAAUUUAACUCCAGUUUCCUUCAAGAUAUCAAUAUAGGUAUAUUUGUCAAAUCAGUACCGAUGAAGCUAGUAAAAGAAAAAGGUCAACAUUUGGAUCCAUUUUUAUCAGCGUUUGCUGCCUCCACAGAAGCACCAAAACCAAAAUCAAUGUCACCCAAGAAUAGAAGUUUAAAGUUUAUUGUGAAUCAUUCUAAAAAAUUAACUACCUCCCUGUUUGAAAAUAAUAGUAAUUGUGGUUUUAAUCCUCCAAAAUCAACCGAGUCCACACUGACAGAGACAAGACAAGUAGAUGGAGUGUUUGAUUCUCUAGUAUAUAUAGCAACCUGUGUUUAUUAUGUGCCAAAAUGGUUUAUAAGUGUUCUAAUGACAUGUCGUAUAUUAAUUAAAGAAACAUUAGAGUCCUAUGUUGAAUGGUAUUUAGAUUAUAAAAUAACACAAGUUACUCAAGAACAUAGGGUAGUUAGUAUUAUACAUCUAUUACAAGAUGUUUUAUUUUUUGAUACAGAUCCUCCUAGGAGUGAUGAAGAGAAGAAAAGUAGGUAUAAUGAAACAGUAGAGGGGUGUUUACAAUAUGUACCUAGAUCAUUUGUCUCUAUGAUUGGAGAUGAAAAAUUUGAAAAAAGGACCAAAUUUAUACUUGAUAUUUUACAGCAACCUAAACUCAAUAAACAGUUAUCCUAUGUUUUACUAGAUAUUCUCAUAUCAGAACUGUUUCCAGAAUUAAAAUCAUGAAAGUUGAAAUUUGAGAGGUGUUUUAAAGGACCAUGUCAUCAUUAAUUAUCAAAUUUUAAUACAUGUCUUAUUGUCUUAAUGUCACAAUCAAUUAACUAUUAUGACAUGAGAAUUUAUUUAUCAAAAUUUUAAUUGGAGGGCUAAUUGAAAAGUUUUGAACCUUGUGUACCUGACUGUGGAUUACUUUUAAAAGUAUAUAGAUUUUAUAUUGCUUCCAGCUAAUAGAGCUCAGUUUCAGCUAACUUUUAGUUUUAAUAGCACCUAGUAAUAAAAUAAUAUUAAAGAUGACUAUCCAUUUCAUUCAUCUGGUACACCAUUAUCUGCACUAGGUCAAAAACCUUUCUAUUACCCUCUCAUAAAUAAUGCAUUCAAUCCAAACUGAAAUUAAAUACCAUAUCAAAGUGUAAGUGCAAUCUUUUUUUUUUUAAAAGAAAGAAGGUAUGAAGCAUGUAAGACGAAAUUAAUUUAUUGUUAUAAAUCUUUGUUGUUUAUUUAUUGAAAUAAAUUUGUUUAUCAUUGUUU
Lottia gigantea (owl limpet) is the source of this 3123-nucleotide messenger RNA. RefSeq lists its product as hypothetical. Gene Ontology annotation, cellular component: late endosome. The coding region runs from base 43 to 2601 and encodes 852 amino acids. The record is from RefSeq and is a predicted model, not a curated record. The transcript has 31 exons. Gene Ontology annotation, biological process: autophagosome maturation. Gene Ontology annotation, molecular function: phosphatidylinositol binding. NCBI's taxonomy places the organism in Eukaryota, Metazoa, Mollusca, Gastropoda, Lottiidae.